Otolemur garnettii (small-eared galago) is the source of this 1293-nucleotide messenger RNA. RefSeq names its product Fc receptor like B (gene FCRLB). Bases 25 to 1293 code for a protein of 422 amino acids. Gene Ontology annotation, molecular function: transmembrane signaling receptor activity. The record is from RefSeq and is a predicted model, not a curated record. NCBI's taxonomy places the organism in Eukaryota, Metazoa, Chordata, Mammalia, Primates, Galagidae. Gene Ontology annotation, biological process: negative regulation of immune response; cell surface receptor signaling pathway. The transcript is spliced from 6 exons.
GUAGCUGCUGCAGUCAGAUCCAUCAUGUGGGCACUGACAGCCCUCCUGCUCCUGGUUCCAAGCAGAGGGCAAGCUGCUACUCUGGAGAAGCCCACAUUGUCUCUACACCCACCUUGGACCACAAUCUUCAAGGGAGAGCGGGUAACCUUGCGGUGUGAUGGAUAUCACCCUCUGCUUCUGGAGCUCCGGCCUAUCAACACUCUCUGGUAUUUGGGCCACCUACUUCUGCCUUCUCAUAAGAAGAGUAUUGAGGUGCAGACUCCAGGGGUGUAUCGAUGCCAAACACGGGGAGCUCCUGUCAGUGACCCCAUCCACCUCUCUGUAUCCAAUGACUGGCUGAUCCUUCAAGUGCCCUAUGCUGCGGUGUUCGAGGGCGAGCCACUGGUCAUGCGCUGUCGCGGUUGGUACGACAAGGUGGUCUACAAACUUCACUAUUAUCGCGACGACCAGGCCGUGCGCUACUUCCACUCCAGCGCCAACUACACCGUGUUGCAGGCGCGCGCCAGCGACAGCGGGCGCUACCAGUGCUCAGGCACCAUGCGUAUCCCAGUGGAGAGUGCACCUAUGUUCUCCUCCAAGGUGGCUGUAACCGUGCAAGAGCUGUUCCAGGCGCCGGUGCUGAGGGUGCUGGGUCCGGAGGAGGCCCGCGGAGGGGUGGUCCUGCGCUGCGAGACGCUCCUGCACCCACAGAAGCGCGACACGCCGCUGCAGUUCGCCUUCUACAAGUACAGUCGCACGGUGCGCCGCUUCGACUGGGGCGCAGAGUUCACGGUCCCGGAGCCAGAGAUCGAAGAGCUCGAAUCGUACUGGUGCGAGGCGGCUACCACCACCCGCAGCGUCCGGAAACGCAGCCCGUGGCUGCAGCUCCCAGGGCGCGGCUCUCACCUGAACCCGGCCUCCACCACAGCCCCCGCCCUGCGGGCAGCAGCCUUGGCGCCCGGUAACAAGCCGCUUUCCUUCAGAAAGCCCCCGGUGUCCAGAUCGGUGCCGUCGGUCACCUCGGCCCCGAACAGCACCUCCGCGGGGCUGCAGUUCCCGGCGGGCGGCGGCCCCACUGCUGGGCCACCUGCCUGCGCUCCGCCGACGCCCCUGGAACAGUCGGCCAGAGCCCUGAAACCCGACGUGGACCAGCUGCUCCGAGAAAUGCAGCUGCUCAAAGGCCUUCUGAGCCGCGUGGUCCUGGAACUGAAGGAGCCACAGGCCCUCCUGGAGCUCAGGGGAGCCCCCGAGACCCCCACCUCCCGCUUUGCCAUGAGCCCAGGGACCCCAGAGACCACUCCUGUGGAGAGCUGA